UCAUUUUGGCUAAGGGUGAUGUUGUGAGCGUUUGGACCUGUGGCAGGAUUUUGCAGGUUUUCGUCGUGUUGAGGUUUUGGUCCGUGGCUGAGGCGUGCUUAGUAGUAUUUUAGCAGAACACAUAGAGCAUGAAGAGCUGAAUCACUAGCAGUCUGUUUAAUACGCAUAUCAGUGUUAUUUCCUGUCUCUCUUCAAAGUGUGAAGUAAUGUCAUAGAUCUGAGAGGAACAUGUUUGAUGGACCAACACAAAACGUAGCCCGAGAACUGUGCUGGAUCCAAAGGGUGUCCUCCAGUACACUACGAUAAUAGCCCAAGGUGGGAAAAGUCGCUGAGACUACUCUUUGACUUUUACCUGCAGAAGAGUUCCCACGAGGCAGCUUUCAACUAGCAUAGGUUAAUUAUAUGUGACGUUACAGUUAACUGAAGGAAUUGAACGCAGCGGAAGAGCCUGUGCCUGUAGUACAAGCGGAUUUAAGGGAAACUGGUAUAAACUACAGUGUAAGUUUAGACCAAUGGAGUUAUUGUGGGAGAAGCAGUUAUGUGGACAUGGCUUGUGUGCAGUUUUGGUUAUGCCAUUUGAGAGGAGUUGGAAGCAAAACUAAAAGAAGUUGCUCUCAGAAUAAAAGCAUCAAUUUUUUUUUUUAACCAGGAAGGCUGGCUUUGAUUUAAAAUAUUAGUUAAAUCUUUAUGAGCCAAGCCAAAAGAUCCUGAUGUGUCAGCACUAUUCUACAUCUGAUUUAAUGAUUAGAGAAGGUUGAUCCUCAGCUUUUUGUAUACGUAAGCUACCAGAAAAAUACAUUUUGCUAGGCCAAGGGUUGUGGGAUUAGGUUCCUGUAUAAUAAAUCUUACAAUAGUUUUCGUAAAUGAGGGUGGUGACUAGUAUAGAAUCUGCCUCAACGCUGGCUGUUGUUAUUUUAUAAGUAAAUGUGCUGGGGAAGAGUGUAAAAGCUAGCUCCAAAGUGGAUUAUUGCACUUUGGGGCUACCUUACUAGCCGCAUCCUCGUUUAUGUGAUUGUCUUCUGCAUCUUCUGGCAGAGCUGAGGGGUCUUGCAAUCCGCUUCCAUUUUCAGGCUUAUUCACUGCAAUAGAAGUGGGAUAAAGCAUCGCUAUUACACUUGAAAAUCAGGCUCUACAGAGUUUCGGAGGUAGUGAGACUACCAAGGGCUGCUUCAUAUUAUGCCUUUUUAGUUUUCUGCUUAAGUAGUUUUGUCUGCAUCUGUAUUAAGAGUAUUUUAUUGGUGCAAGGAUGCUAGCCUAUUUCAGGGGUAAUGCAUCUCUGGCAUGGACAAUGUAUAGAAGACUCUUCUAUAUCCUCACACACCUCUAUGUUUCUGUGGAAUGAAAUUAAUUAUUCUAGCAAAUUCCCAUUUAUGGUGAGCCCGUAUAUGAAUGUGUGCGUUAGGGGUGUGAGCCAGAUAUGUCUGAAAGGGGAUCAUCAAUCUUCACGUUUCUGUCUGAUGCAAAUACGCUGGGAGAGGUACAUAGUCAACAAGGACUUUGUUGGUACUUCUGUGAAUUAACACGUGUAAAAUUAGAGUAACAUAGGGUUGAAUCGGAGCUGUGCUAAUACUUGUAUAUCUUGUAUGAAAUACCAGUAUUUUCAAGAUAAAGAUCUGAUUUUCCGUUUCCCUGAACCCCGGGGCAUGAUUCUUCCUGUGUGCGUUACCAAGAGCAAUUUAAGAAGCUGCAACUUCUCAGUGGGAUGCAGUGCAAAGUCAGGCCAGUGUUCAUCCAGCUAUUGUGAGCAGUUGCGGAAUAUUUUUGUUGUAGUGGAAGUUUCUUCUAACACUUCUUAGCUAACAGUUACGUAAUGUUUCACGCAUGAAUAUGUUCUCACCAGUUUUGUAACCUGUUGAUUCGGUAAUAUCUUGUAGCAGUGAGCUCCAUAAUUAUCUGCAUUUAAUGUGCUGCCUUUCAAUAUCAUUGACUCUGUCCUUGUUUAUGUAUUAGGAGAGACAGUAGUUAGUGAAAUAUCCAAGUACAGCUUAGUUGCUCUUAAGUGUAAUAGUGAAGUUUAUUAUAAGACAGUGCAAAUACCAACUAUUUUUUAAGCUUAGGCAAAGCCUGGAAAAGUUCUAAGUCAAAUUUUGCUUCUUUGUAGGUUAUGUUCUAAUUAAAUAUUUGACAUUAUAGGAGACAGUCUUUACGAGUCCCAAGAUACUAAUGAAAUGUCAGUUGAAUCCUGUUUCCUUCCUUCAAAGCAAUGUGCACUAUUCCAUUUGCUACAAUACCGGGAAAUCUUUAAGAAUUGAAGAGUCAUUUAACUUUUUAUUCUCCGUAAUCAAGAGUUUAUUUCAUAUUCAAGGUAGAUCGCUUGGAAAAAUGCUGAACAUGACAGAAGUACAGGCAUAUAAAAUCAGAAUGAGGUCCACUGGGAAAACGCCAGAUGAUCAUGAAAUACAGGAAAGCGUAGAGAAUUUGUAGAAUAGGUAGUUACCUAUAAGGAUUUUUUUUUUAUAGGAGCUACUCAUGUUAGUGAAAGCAAAAAGAACUUCAUUUGUAUUGAAUAUUUAUUUAGCUUGUUGAAGUAAUAUUUUGGAGGUUUCAGAUUUGUCUUCUCUACGAGCUUAAAUUCACAUCUUCCUUGUAUCUUUGACGCAGUGAGCUGCCGUCUUUGAUUACAGCCAUAUAUGGUUUUUUGUGUUCUUUAGCAGACGUAUACGUGCAGUAAAUGCCAUUAUGCUACGUAUCUAAUUUAUGACUUUUUAGCAAUUACGGUAAGUCUACUGGCCUCUCAGAUCAGAAUUAAAAUAAUUUAGAUAUAAUUAAAAUAUGCCAAUAUUAAUCAAGUUACUGAUGAAACGCAUAUGAGCUCAUUCAGUUUCUCUUUUCACUAGCUUUUUUUGGCUAUUUUUAUUUUUAAUGUAGCAUGCAGGCUGUUGCUAAUUAGAGUGGCACUCUGGAGGUGGUCUCUAUGAAAGCUAAAUGGAGAGAAUAGGGUGAAGAAAGGGAGGGCGGCAAAAACUUGGAGAAGUAGAAGUGUCAGACUGGGAGGUGAUUAAAAGCUUUGCACACAGAGUGGGUUUUAUCUUUCAUAUUAGACAAGUAAUGGCAAAACCUUUCCAGGUCAUGUGCAAAACUUCUGACGUGAGUUGAAUCCUGUGCUGAGGUAUGCUUCUGUGUUGGGUACAGGCACAGGGCCUCUCUUGGGAGAGGCUCUACUUUCUCUCCUGUUUCCAGUGCAGCGCUCCAGCUUGGCUCCAGCUUAAGAAAUCUGGCACGGGAGUUGAUGAACUGCAGCACGGCGCUGGGAGUGCGUGCAUUUCCAAUUCUGCAGCAGUUGUACAGCAAGCUACCUUCCAUAGGUGUCUAAAUGAAACCUGAUUCAUCCCCUGUGAUGGCAUGAUUUGCACUGCCAGGCGUGGAGAUGUGCUCUCUCUGCCCGGUGGAGGUUCAGAGAAGUCUUUUGUGUAGCACCCAGGUCCAACAUAAUUUAAAAUAGGAACAGUUCAGUUAAGGACCGUGUCCAAAGGGAACAACUUUAAACUGCCUAUGAGGAUGUCCAACUGGCUGAUCCUUGAAAACCACCCCAGUGUCAAGCUCCCUCUAACUUGCUUCCAGUUCUCAGGCGCAAAGGUACGGUUAAGGGGCUAUAUCAGCAUGCAUCUGUAGAGUGCAAUUGUCCUCCCAGACAAACAUUUGCAUAAACAACUGAACUGCACCCUGAAUUGACAGAAUAAGAAGAGUUUCUGUCCACGGUCUGCAGAGCAAGAAUGUACUAGCAAAGCAAACAGUAGGAAGCAGCAAUGAAAUAUAGGACGGAUCUAAUCUAGUGAAGUAUCUUUUCACAUCAUCGCACAGCCCAGCUCAAGUAGUACCUGCAGGCUUGGCAGCCUUCUCCAUUCACAAGUUCAAGUAUCUAUUUGCUGGGCUGGAGUGAUGCAACAUAUUUAUACACUGUGAGGUAUUAACAUGACAACCAGCAGCCGCACAUGUCCAGUACCAGCAGUAAAUGGACAUAUGACUCACUAUCCAGCAGCGCCAUAUCCAUUACUUUUUCCUCCAGUCAUCGGUGGACUGUCACUGCCUUCCCUGCAUGGACUCCAGAGUCACCCACCGAGUGGAUGCAGCACCCCAUCACCUGCAACAGUUGAAACUCAGAGCACCAGUUCUGAGGAGCUUGUUCCAAGCCCUCCUUCACCACUUCCACCCCCUCGUGUUUACAAGCCCUGUUUUGUUUGUCAAGACAAGUCAUCUGGAUAUCACUAUGGUGUCAGUGCUUGUGAGGGAUGUAAGGGCUUUUUCCGCAGGAGUAUCCAGAAGAACAUGGUUUACACAUGUCAUAGAGAUAAAAACUGUGUUAUCAAUAAAGUUACUAGAAACCGCUGCCAGUACUGCAGACUACAGAAGUGCUUUGAAGUGGGAAUGUCCAAAGAAUCUGUCAGAAAUGAUAGGAACAAAAAGAAGAAGGAACCUUCAAAGCAGGAGUCCACAGAAAACUAUGAAAUGACAGCAGAGUUGGAUGAUCUCACUGAGAAGAUCCGGAAAGCUCACCAGGAAACCUUCCCUUCGCUCUGCCAGCUGGGAAAAUACACUACCAACUCUAGUGCAGACCAUCGGGUUCGACUGGAUCUUGGGCUUUGGGACAAAUUCAGUGAACUUGCAACAAAGUGCAUUAUUAAAAUAGUGGAAUUUGCGAAACGAUUGCCAGGCUUUACAAGUUUGACCAUUGCAGACCAGAUAACUCUACUUAAAGCAGCCUGCCUGGAUAUACUGAUCCUUAGAAUUUGCACAAGAUACACACCAGAACAAGACACAAUGACAUUUUCAGAUGGCCUUACCCUAAACCGAACUCAGAUGCACAAUGCCGGAUUUGGCCCGCUGACUGAUCUUGUGUUCACAUUUGCCAAUCAGCUCCUGCCUUUGGAAAUGGAUGAUACAGAAACAGGUCUCCUUAGUGCCAUCUGCUUAAUCUGUGGAGAUCGCCAGGACCUUGAAGAACCAAUGAAAGUGGAUAAGCUUCAAGAACCAUUGCUGGAAGCACUGAAAAUUUAUAUCCGAAAGAGACGACCCAACAAGCCUCAUAUGUUUCCAAAGAUCUUAAUGAAAAUCACAGAUCUUCGUAGUAUCAGUGCAAAAGGUGCAGAACGUGUCAUUACAUUGAAAAUGGAAAUUCCUGGAUCCAUGCCACCUCUUAUUCAGGAAAUGUUGGAGAAUUCUGAAGGACAUGAACCACUGACACCAACCUCAAACGGAAAUACCGCAGAACACAGUCCUAGUAUCUCACCUAGUUCAGUGGAUAACAGCAGUGUCAGUCAAUCCCCGAUGGUGCAAUAAGACAUUUUCCAGCUACUUCAGACAUUCCUAAUACCUUAUGUACAGGGAUGAAAAGCAAGAAAAACAUUUUUACUGCUGCUUAGUUUCUGGACUUAAUAUAUAUCUAUAUAUGUAUAUAUAUAUAGAUAAAAACUCAACAAGGACCAAGAAAUUUUCAUAUGUAUCGAUAUAUACUCCUUGCUGUUUAAACUCUUAAAACUAGAAAAUGCAAACUUUUGAAACUCUAAAUCAGCCAUUUCAUGCAAAAAA
Struthio camelus australis is the source of this 5526-nucleotide messenger RNA. It is a transcript of the gene RARB, whose product is annotated as retinoic acid receptor beta. Gene Ontology annotation, biological process: retinoic acid receptor signaling pathway; cellular response to corticotropin-releasing hormone stimulus; regulation of transcription by RNA polymerase II. Gene Ontology annotation, molecular function: RNA polymerase II cis-regulatory region sequence-specific DNA binding; nuclear glucocorticoid receptor binding; nuclear receptor activity. Gene Ontology annotation, cellular component: transcription regulator complex; nucleus. Lineage: Eukaryota; Metazoa; Chordata; Aves; Struthioniformes; Struthionidae. The record is from RefSeq and is a predicted model, not a curated record.